CCAUGGCUUAUUUUGCGCCGUGUGUUUUUCUGCGUUUCAUUUCCAGAGGCUUCGCAGCGCGUCCUGGUGCGGUGGAUUACAGACUUCCUCAUAUUUGCGCGUGUAUGGAUCAGAAAAACACGCCUGUCUGCUGACACACCGCGUCCCUGCUCUCAGGACAGAUAUCUACAUUCUUAAUUUGUAUUUUUUAUUUUUUUUUUUUGCAGUAGAAAUGGAGCUCCCUGCGGCGGGAGAGCAAGUGUUCGCCGUGGAGAGCAUCGAGAAGAGACGCGUCCGAAAGGGAAGGUUUGAGUACCUGGUGAAGUGGAGAGGCUGGUCUCCAAAGUACAACACGUGGGAACCGGAGGAAAACAUCCUCGACCCGCGCCUGCUCGUCGCGUUCCAGCACAGGGAGCGCGAGGAGCAGCUGAUGGGAUACCGCAAGAGAGGCCCGAAACCGAAAAACUUUCUCAACCAGGUCCCGUCAUUCGCCUGGAGAUCCAGUGUUCUUUCUGACCUCCACGAUGCAUCGCAGGACAACAGGAUCUGCGUCAAAACGUCUGCUGAUCCGAUGCAGAUGCAGCAGUACCAUCUGGAGAGCAGGAGGAAGCACCCGUACCAGAGCCUGGAUGAUGUCCUGAUCAACGGGAAGCAUGAGAAGAAGCAGUACUACCAGCUCAACGGCAAAAAGCACCACCAGUACCAACCCAACCCCAAACUGUACCAGCAGGAGCAGGCACAGGAACCGGGUUCGGGACAUCACAGCGACGUGAAGGCCGUCAGCAUGGAGCUCGAGAAGGUUCUGGAUGGUGGAAAGGGAGAAUCGGAGCUCAGUAUGGAGAGCACGAGACCUGUGAACGGAAUAAGCAGCAAACUGAAAAUUGUGAAGAACAAGAAUAAAAAUGGACGAAUCGUCAUUGUGAUGAGUGGGGUGAAGCAGAACGAGCCGUCGGAGAGGGGAACCAAUUACGCAAACGGCGCUGUGGAGAAAACCAAACACUCUGAGACAAACGGGUUUGAAAAUGGCUACCACAAGGAUGACAGAAAUGGACAAGUCCACCGUGCAGGAUUUGAAGAAUUCCAGAAUGUGGAAACAUCAUCACAGCUGAUGAAAAAAUCCCGUCCAAAUUCCUCUGAAAAUGUCGUCCUUAAGCGGUGUCACUCGGAACCUUCCGGCGACCGGCAGAACGCUAAAAGCUUCCUGAGCUGUCGGAGCAUUAGUGCACCAAACGCGAGCUCGAGUCAGGGUCAGAGCAACGUCACCAGCCUUAACGGACACCACAGCUUAACUUCUGAACUCUCAGACUCGUUUCAGGACGAGCCGAUGGAUCUGAGCUUCACGGGUUCCCGAGGAGCGAGGAACACCAUCACGGACUGUCGGACAAACGGACGCUCAAACUCGGCUGAGAAAGAGACGACGCCUUCUACACAGGAACCUGAACGUGCUCCGAGUUUCGCGCCUUUUCUCGGGAAUAUAAUCAUCACGGAUGUGACGGCGAACUGCCUCACGGUGACUUUCAAGGAAUACGUACCUGUCGAGAACCAAUCACAGGACGUUAUAAUCGCAUCAGCCACUGAAGAUGGAUAGGAGGCAGGGCCUAACGCACUUUCCGUUCAAUAAGUCGCAAGAACCUCCUCCAGCGUUAACAAAUGAAUUUAAUUUAUUGCAGACUAUUAGAUUCACCUGCUGCUAUUAAUAUUUAAUCUUUUUAAUGUAAUGUGUAAUUAAUAGGGGUGUAACAAUAUGGCGUGUCAUAUCGUUUUGUUCGGUACGAUGCUCACGAUUCGAUUUGUCUGUGUAUCGAACAAUACAUUCAACACUGUGUGUGAUGAUAAACGUAGGCUACUCGACAUAAAGUACUUUUAAAUAAAGUACUUUUAAAAAUAACAUUUAAACUUAAUCAAGCCCAAGUAGUAACUUCCUCUUAAUCUCGAACCAGGGGAGGCUACGGGGUGAAAAUAAACACACUUUCCCUAAUCACGCUGCUUUUCACGAGCUAAUAUGCUAGCAAACUACCAUACUAACAUACUAGCAUACUAGCCAGCACUAAUAUUAGUGCAUCUACACCAACGUUAUGCAAACGAAACACACACACACACACACACACACACACUGCUGAUUCAGUCCGAGUUUAGGCAGCGAUUGGGAAGUUCAUAGCUGCAGAUACGAGACUGUACUCGGUAUAGCAUUCAAAAACACAUUUGUCCUACAGAGAGCUGCGUAAAUUCAGACACGCCCCCUUGAGGGUCACACCAGCAGGAUUGCCAAGUCUGAGGUUUUUACACCCGAGGUGGAAAAGGAAGUCGGUUAAGGCACAUUGACUCAGAAAAUGAAAUAAAAUGCGACUCCUCCUCCCACUUCCUGAACUUUUUUCUCCCACUUCCUGAAUUUUUUGGGUUCGUUUCAGGUGUUUGAGAUGUACUUUGGGUGAAAACCUGGCAGAGAACUGGCAACCCUGCACAUCAGUGAAUUGUUUAGCCAUGUUUGUUCCAUUUUAAUGCACGCUGCUAAGAGCUGCUAAGAGCACACUGAACAGAUCGCACAAACACUGUCAUUAUUUUCAGUUAUUAUACUUUUAUAAUCAAUUGAAAAUGGAAACCUAAGGCAUAUUUUCUGGCAAUUUUUAUUUUUGCUGUUUCGAAAAUGAAAAACUAUCGAGCUGCCACUGAAUCGUGGUAUCGUAUUUGUAAUUUGUGUAUUGUUACACCCUUCAUAAUUCAUGUGGAAAUGAACCUGGAUAAAACUAAGCGACUCUAAAACACACCAUCACAAAUUUGUUUGUGAAACAAACAAUUAAAAUAUUUAUCACAAAUUUUUAUUUUGACGUUGCCUAGAACCUAAUCUGUGCUGUUUUUCAGUCUGCAUUAUUUAUGUGCGUAGAUUAAAUCUUUCUACUUUUUUUUUUUUUGUAAUUCGUUAUGGUAUUUUCUGAUAUGAGGAUAACGUACUAAAAACGUUCAACAUAUUUAAAGAUAAGCAAAUUAUUCUAAAUUGCAUUUUUACAUAAUAACACAAGAUAAAAUUUUUAAAAAUGAAUGAAUUAAAUAUAGCAGCGUCCAUGACGUGUCUUCCAUGACGUCUUCAGAAGGUACUAAAUUUUAACAAAAAGUACAAAAACAUGUGAGAUGCUAAGAAUAUUACAGAAUUUUUGCUUGUGCCUAAUUUGCAAAAACGGGUUGAUUUUUGAGUCUGCUUGUUUCUGUUGCAUUUUCAUUUGUCUAAUGUAUAAUUUUUUUAAGCACUUAUGUAUGUAAAUCUAACCAUUUUAAAUGUUCUGUAAAGUUGCUUUUACACACCAGGUGUGUUCUAGACUACUAUCUCAGCACAAUAAAAGCUUAUUUUUGUGUGAUAAUAGA
This is a messenger RNA of Pangasianodon hypophthalmus (striped catfish), 3336 nucleotides long. RefSeq names its product E3 SUMO-protein ligase CBX4. Gene Ontology annotation, biological process: negative regulation of DNA-templated transcription. Lineage: Eukaryota; Metazoa; Chordata; Actinopteri; Siluriformes; Pangasiidae. The record is from RefSeq and is a predicted model, not a curated record. The transcript is spliced from 6 exons. Bases 212 to 1567 code for a protein of 451 amino acids.